This is a messenger RNA of Ornithodoros turicata, 675 nucleotides long. RefSeq lists its product as uncharacterized. NCBI's taxonomy places the organism in Eukaryota, Metazoa, Arthropoda, Arachnida, Ixodida, Argasidae. The transcript has 2 exons. The record is from RefSeq and is a predicted model, not a curated record. The annotation marks the transcript as partial. Gene Ontology annotation, molecular function: zinc ion binding.
AUGGGUAAAACGGCACACGUGUCGAUGUUGAGCUGCGCUCCACUUGCGGCACAACACUCCCUGCAGAUGGCAAUCACACGGUGCACGGACGAUUCGUUCGGAACGACGACAGUUACGUCGUCCGCGUACGCGAAGCACUACGCACACCCCGACGAUAUCAAGGAAUGGAGCGAGGACAUGAAACUCUGGCCGAGCAUCACGUCCGCAGAUAUCAUUUGCUACCUCCUGCAGUCGAAAGCGUGUGAUCUGCAAGAAGCCAAGGCGUACAAGAGCCUGGAAUCUUAUAACUACCUGCAGUGCGGCUGGGUCGACAAAUUGAUGGCACACAGAAUCAACAAUGAUACCGUGUACGUGAAAGGCAAAGUGAGGCCGUUCCAGUCAGUCAGCAACAAACCGCACUGUUCCUGGGCCUGUGCAAAAUACAGCGGCAUGGUUGUGACUGCUGGGUGCACAUGCAUGGCUGGCCAAGCCAAGGUGUGCAGCCACAUCGGUGCAAUUCUGUGGAAGGUUGACCUCGCUGUGUCGAAAGGCCUGACAGGUAUUUCGUGUACAGACACCACCAUAGAAUGGAACCGAGGCACAAAGCGGAAUGUCGAGCCAGCCGUAUUACAAGACAUUACAUUCAGGCUACAAAAGCGGACGGUUGACAGUGAUGUGCCAAAAGACAAACGUCAG